UUGUGUAAUGGUAGAAUAGAAACAGUUUCUUAUUACUUAAGUUCUCUCUUCCGAUUGUCAAUUGAUCCUACCUCUCGACAUGGCUGGAAGUUUGACAAGUGCUGCUCGUAUGGGAAAUGUUAGUGAUUUGUAUUCACUAAUUCAGGGAAAUGGGAAUGUGUUGAGGCACUUUGAUGAGGUGGAGUUUAUCGACACUCCAUUACAUAUAGCUGCAGAAGAAGGCUGGACGCGGUUCGCAAUGGAGAUGAUCAACUUAAAGCCAUCAUUUGCUAAGAAGCUAAACCAACAAGGCUUGAGUCCCCUCCACCUUGCAGUUCAAAGAGGCCAUAAAGAGGUGGCGCUACGCUUUUUGGAGAUCGACAAAGAUCUUGUUCGUGUCAGAGGAAGGGAGGGUAAGACUCCUUUGCACUAUGUAAGUGAAGUUGGAAACCAGGACGGCUUGCUCGAUAGAUUUCUAGAGGCUUGCCCUGAUAGUGUCCUGGAUGUUACAACUCAAAAUAGCACUGCUUUGCAUAUAGCCGUGGAAAACAGAAGGCUAGAUGUUCUCCAAGUCCUACUUAGGACACUUAUGAAGACAGCCUAUCAUCGAGAAGUGGUGAAUCGAAAGGAUGAAAAUGGCAACACAGCACUGCACAUAGCAGCUAGCAGCAAUGAGGCCCAGAUGCUUAAACUACUAUUAAACUGCAAGGCUGAUAAGCAUGCCACUGAUCAAGCUGGUUUGACGGCACUGGGUGUUGCCCAACAACAUGGUUACACAGAAAGCAUUACUGUUUUGCGUGGUUGCUUUAUUCCAGUUGUUUCAAAGUUUAUACCUAAGUUGGAGAAACAAACCGCCAGUUAUGUCACCAAAGCAUCGUCACUGAUUUUCCGUGAUAUGGAUAAUAUAUCAGGCGAGAACCGUAAUGCAUUACUGGUAAUUUUAGGAUUGCUUCUAACUGCAACGUACCAAGCCACACUUAGCCCGCCUGGUGGUGUUUGGCAGGGUGGAAACGCCUCAAAGAAACUGGGGACAUCUGUCAUGGACCCUUCCCAGUUUCUUCUUUUCUAUAUUCCGACCUAUGCCGUGUUCAUCGUAACCUUUUUCCUAACUCUAGCCCUGCUUAAACCUUUUCCCCGUGGUUUCAGGACAGCACUUCAAGUGCUACUUGCGUUUCUUGCAGUAUGCUUUCACCAAUCAAUAUCUUUUAUUGUCCCAUCCUCUUCAGCAUCAAUAAUUCUCUCUCUCCUCUCGGGGAUCGUUUUCAUCUUAAUGGCGUUCAUGUGUAUUGCAUAUCAAGUGUCAAAAUUCAGUGUUUCGAUCGUGGGAUGUUGGAUUUUACCAUUUCACUUCUCAGGUGCUGCAAUUCAAGUGUUGUUUUUAUUAUUUUUUCUGUAUGAUAAGUUCUGGAAAGGCACCAUUGUAGUUGUAGGUUAUUGUUUAUCAUUUGCAGUUUAUGCUAUGGUUGAUGAUAAAUUUGACCCCAUAAACUAUAUCAUGUACCCUAUAGUAUCAAUAGGAUCAUGGUUAGUCUUCCAUCUAUGUCGAUUCUGCAUAAAGCAGAGCACUAAAUUGUGUAACUAUUUUAAACUUCAAAUUUGUAAUUAAUCCAA
This is a messenger RNA of Hibiscus syriacus, 1590 nucleotides long. Its product is annotated as ankyrin repeat-containing protein BDA1-like. The transcript has 2 exons. Gene Ontology annotation, molecular function: protein binding. NCBI's taxonomy places the organism in Eukaryota, Viridiplantae, Streptophyta, Magnoliopsida, Malvales, Malvaceae. The coding region runs from base 80 to 1585 and encodes 501 amino acids. The record is from RefSeq and is a predicted model, not a curated record.